AUGGCCGACGAACGCCAGCGUCAGAUGUCGCUCAUACCAUACACCUCCGAUUCUCAGGAAAUUGUCUUACGUCGCGGUAAUGCGGUAGUUGUCUUCGAUCCAGAGUCGCGACAAUUGUCGUUACGCGGAAACCCACAGACGGCCGUCGGAGGCCUUGACCUUCAACAAUGUCCAUACUGCCAUCGCCCUUUGAGCGAUAACGCGGAACCGCACCAGUAUGAGUCCGAGGACGAGGCGGCUGCCGCGCAUAACCAAAAUGCCUUUGUUAACCCGGACUACUUUCGGAUGCUUGCACAUAGUAUACCCAACUCAGCAACAACCUCCAGGCCUGCUUCACCACUGAAGCAGCUUCCAGACUUACUGCCUGGUAGUUCCAGAAAAGCAGAUACUCCAACUGGUGCAGAGUUUGUUGGCAGUGCUCCUUCACCUGGCACAACCAACCAGGGCAUCAAAGAUGAUAGCUUCCUACCAAACUACUUCAAACAUUUCUUCGUCGAGAAACGUGAACUAGGUCGAGGUGGUCGUGGAGUUGUCCUUUUGGUUGAGCACUUCCUGGACAAGGUUUUCCUGGGAGAAUUUGCCUGCAAACGAAUCCCAGUCGGCAAUGAUCAUGGCUGGCUAGAGAAGGUUCUGAUUGAGGUGCAACUGCUUCAAAGGCUCACCCAUCCGAAUUUGGUGUCUUAUCAUCACGUCUGGUUGGAAGAUGCGCAAAUCACCAAUUUUGGGCCAAGUGUCCCAUGCAUCUUCAUCCUGCAGCAGUACUGUAACUCAGGAGACUUGCACAACUAUGUCCUUGGCUCGACACACACUACGAGUCCAACCGAAGUUUUGAAAGAGCGCAUGAGAAGACGAUCAAAGGGGUUGGCAGAGCGACCGAUCAAUCUAGGAGGUCGCACUAUGAACUUCGAUGAGAUCUUUUCCUUCUUUCGCGACAUCACAUCCGGACUGCAUCAUCUGCACACCAACGGCUACAUUCAUCGAGAUCUCAAGCCAUCAAACUGUCUCCUACACAAUGACGGCCAGAAAGUGUCGGUUCAUGUUUCGGAUUUCGGUGAAGUACAGGCUGCCAACGAGCAACGAACUUCCACUGGCGCAACAGGCACGAUAUCUUAUUGCGCUCCUGAGGUUUUGCGCAGACAAGGCUCAGGAUUUGGCGAAUUUACGACCAAAUCAGACAUCUUUUCGUUGGGCAUGAUUGUCUACUUCAUGUGCUUUGGUCGACUACCUUAUCAAAAUGCGGAUGCCGUUAACGAUGGAAAUGAGGAUCUUGACAAGCUACGUGCUGAAGUUUCGGCCUGGCAUGGAUUUGAUGACGUGACGAGAGCCAGGAAAGACCUGCCAGAUAAACUCUACAAGUUUUUGAAGAGAUUGUUGAGUCCCAAUCCAGCAGAGCGACCCAGCACAGAACAGAUUCUACAGGCCAUCAAAGCUGGAGGUGAAAUCGAUGACAUACCUGUGAAUACCACAAGGACAGGAGGAGAGCAGUCUCCAGAUCUCAGAAACAUGAGUUCACGCAUCUCAUCAAUUGAUUCGCCUGCACCACAAAAAGUCACUCGAGCCAAUACCAUUCCGACUUCUAGACCAAGGAUAUCACGACUAGCGAAGCAUCACUCAGGCGAACUCGUACAUUCUAGAAGUCCACCACUACAGCCUCGUCGCUUCAGCAGGGAUAUUAGCGCAGGCACGAGUACUGAUACCAGUACUCCAUCACCACCAGAUGCCUCGACGCUUGCUUUUCGUGGUCGAGAUGUCGGCACACCACCACUUACCAAACAGCCUGGUCGACUUAUGCUUCCACCCCCACCACCCCUUCAAGCUCGCAGACUCACUACCCAUCUUUCACCUCUUCUAUGCUUCAAGGUUCUCCUUUUUGGUCUCAAACUCUUCUUGCUCAGUUAUCCUUGCGCACCAUUUGCUGCCAAGGCGUGGUUCCUGUAUUCGCUCAUGGGCCUUGCCAUUCUAGAUCUCACCGUUUUGAAGACAGGAACGAGAGAAAGCUUGCUGUUGAUGGCCCUGCAUGUGUUGAUUGUGGUCAUGGCGAGAAGGUGGAGUAUGCUGUGCAGUGGAAAUGGUUCGAGGUGGAAGGCUGAAGAUACUUUUGAGGCGCUUUGA
This is a messenger RNA of Aureobasidium melanogenum CBS 110374, 2112 nucleotides long. Its product is annotated as kinase-like protein. The transcript has 2 exons. The coding region runs from base 1 to 2112 and encodes 703 amino acids. Gene Ontology annotation, biological process: protein phosphorylation. The record is from RefSeq and is a predicted model, not a curated record. Gene Ontology annotation, molecular function: ATP binding; protein kinase activity. NCBI's taxonomy places the organism in Eukaryota, Fungi, Ascomycota, Dothideomycetes, Dothideales, Saccotheciaceae.